AUGGGAGAUUUAAAGCCCAAAGUUCUUUUGUUUGACAUUGGCGGUGUUUGUGUCAAAUCGCCAUUUCAAGUCAUCCUAGACUAUGAACUUGGUUUGGGAAUCCCGCCCGGCUGGGUGAACUACUCCAUCUCUAAAUCUGGCCCUACGGGAUUCUGGCAAAAGAUUGAACGAGGGCAGAUUCCUAUGGAUGAUGCCUUCUUCGAAGGGUUUACCAAGGACCUCCAUGUACAGGAAUUAUGGGAGGAAUUCUACAAGACGCAACAGGCAAAAGACCCUCGCCUAGCUAAAGAAACCCCCCCGCUGCCAACGAUUGAUGGCAAGUGGCUAUUCAACGAGAUGAUGUGUGGUUCAGAUGCGCACGACCCAUGGAUGUAUCCAGCCCUGCAAAAUCUUAGAGCCAGCGGAAAGUAUAUCCUGGCAGCUCUGAGCAACACAGUUAUAUUCCCACCCGGACACAAGAUGUACCGGGAAGACUUCUUUGACGAGCCGGUUCGCCAGAUAUUCGACAUAUUCAUAUCGUCAGCCCAUGUUGGCAUCCGCAAGCCAGAUCCAAAAAUGUACCAGCUCGCCCUGGAAAAGCUCAAUACCUUUGCUAAGGAGAACGCACAUGACCCACGAUAUCAAGAGAAAGGGUGGGAGGCUGGCAUUUCGCCAAAGGAUAUUGUUUUCCUGGACGAUAUUGGCGAGAACUUGAAAGAAGCGCGCAAACAAGGAUUCAACACAAUCAAGGUUCCGCUUGGGAGAACAUACGAGGCGGUUGAAGAGCUGGAGAAGAUUACAGGGCUGGCGCUUGAGGGGUCGCACCCAAAGAUCCCCAUCAAGCCAAAUUAUGGGCCGCGGGCCAAGAUAUGA
Molecule: messenger RNA, 852 nt
Organism: Trichoderma virens Gv29-8
Lineage: Eukaryota; Fungi; Ascomycota; Sordariomycetes; Hypocreales; Hypocreaceae
Exons: 2
Coding region: 1-852 (283 amino acids)
Source: RefSeq, a predicted model, not a curated record